Zea mays is the source of this 1391-nucleotide messenger RNA. RefSeq lists its product as uncharacterized. Bases 74 to 1165 code for a protein of 363 amino acids. Lineage: Eukaryota; Viridiplantae; Streptophyta; Magnoliopsida; Poales; Poaceae. The transcript is spliced from 2 exons. Gene Ontology annotation, biological process: proteolysis. The record is from RefSeq and is marked provisional. Gene Ontology annotation, molecular function: cysteine-type peptidase activity.
AAACAACUGCACUAGACAUCUCAAUUAAUUAGCUAAUGAGCAAGCGGCUGAGCUGCACUCAAGACAAACUACCAUGGAUCAGUCAAACAUUAGCAACAAGCACAUGACGAUGACAACCCUAAUGCUCCUCCUCUGUGUCAUAGCCAUUGCAGAUUGCAUUUGCCACGCCGCAGUGGCAGCCCGGGUGGAGCCAUCCACCACCGUCGGCAGAACUACAGGAGGAGACGAGGCGAUGAUGAUGGCGAGGUACAAGAAGUGGAUGGCGCAGUAUCGCCGGAAGUACAAGGACGACGCCGAGAAAGCACACCGUUUCCAGGUAUUCAAGGCGAACGCGGAGUUUAUUGACAGGUCUAACGCUGGAGGAAAGAAGAAGUACGUCCUAGGGACCAACCAGUUCGCCGACCUGACCAGCAAAGAGUUCGCGGCCAUGUACACCGGUUUGAGGAAACCGGCGGCGGUGCCUUCCGGGGCCAAGCAGAUCCCUGCAGCUGGUUCCAAGUACCAGAAUUUUACGCGCCUAGAUGAUGAUGUCCAGGUUGAUUGGAGGCAGCAGGGUGCUGUCACUCCUGUCAAGAACCAAGGCCAAUGUGGCUGUUGCUGGGCGUUCUCUGCAGUAGGUGCCAUGGAAGGUUUGAUCAUGAUAACGACAGGAAACCUGGUCUCCCUGUCGGAGCAGCAGAUUCUAGACUGCGACGAGUCAGACGGGAACCAGGGCUGCAACGGUGGCUACAUGGACAACGCCUUCCAGUACGUCAUCAACAAUGGCGGCGUCACCACUGAGGACGCCUACCCUUACUCUGCAGUCCAAGGGACGUGCCAAAACGUCCAGCCAGCCGCCACCAUCAGCGGCUUCCAGGACCUGCCCAGCGGCGACGAGAACGCGCUCGCCAACGCAGUCGCCAACCAGCCGGUGUCUGUUGGCGUCGACGGCGGAUCGAGUCCUUUCCAGUUUUACCAGGGUGGCAUAUACGACGGGGAUGGCUGUGGCACGGACAUGAACCAUGCAGUGACGGCGAUCGGCUACGGCGCCGAUGACCAGGGAACCCAGUACUGGAUCCUCAAGAACUCCUGGGGCACAGGAUGGGGUGAGAACGGUUUCAUGCAGCUACAGAUGGGCGUCGGCGCCUGUGGUAUCUCCACGAUGGCCUCCUACCCAACUCCAUGAACACAAAUCUUCAGAUAAAGCGUAGUAUAUACCAGUCCAUGCAUAUGACUGCAGAAUAAAGCAUGGAAGAUUAAUUACAUGCGUGCAUCAAGGCAUGCUACGUACUGUAUUAAAACUUCGGUACUGGCCAGAUAUAUACACAAAGGUAGAAUGUUUGUGUGAUAAUAUAGUAAUGCUUGUACGAAUGCAAAGAACAUGACCUUUCAAUAAUAAAUAAGAUUAGGCU